Molecule: messenger RNA, 3434 nt
Organism: Coregonus clupeaformis (lake whitefish)
Lineage: Eukaryota; Metazoa; Chordata; Actinopteri; Salmoniformes; Salmonidae
Product: transcription factor-like 5 protein
Exons: 7
Coding region: 236-1702 (488 amino acids)
Biological process (GO): regulation of DNA-templated transcription; spermatogenesis
Cellular component (GO): nucleus
Molecular function (GO): RNA polymerase II cis-regulatory region sequence-specific DNA binding; DNA-binding transcription factor activity, RNA polymerase II-specific; protein dimerization activity
Source: RefSeq, a predicted model, not a curated record
AGUUGACUAAAUAGUCACAUUUCUACUAGCUAGCUAUAAUUCAAAAUGUCAGUGAAAAUAAGUGUAGCUCGCGCGGUAGUAGUUGUAUUUUGGAUCUCAUGUGAAGUGAGUUGACAUAGAGUAGCGAGCGUUGCUAUGAGAUGCGGGAGGUGAAUUUAUCAAUCAGAGCGGGAAAAGUAGCUUGUUAGCUAAAUCAAUGGGCUGAUGUCUGGCUAACGUUAGCCUCUUCCUCGGAAUGUCGAUGUCUUUGGCUUGUAAAACCAUUCAUAUGUCACCUGCACCUGGGCAGUACAACCCAGAUCCUGUCGAGUUGAUCUCAAGCCAAAAUGGGUGUGUUCCAAACAAUCAAGGCCAGAUUUUGGGCACUGAGCUCAACCUGAUGGAGAUGACAGAAGUGGAGUACACCCACCUUCAGCACAUCAUCCAGUCACACAUGGAGGCACAGGUUUCUGAUCCAGAGGGAUCUGGAGAUACCCGGUUCAACACUACCAUAUUCACUGUGGGCAGCCCUGCACCCCAACCUAUGACCACAAACUGUGAGGCUGAAUACCCAACAAGGUCUCCCCAGAACUCCCCACCUGAUGCCACAUCAACUUCAAAUGAUGAGCAGCAGUACGCCCUCGGCAGCUCGAACCAGAGUGGACAUGUUGACAUCCAGGAAAUUAAAAUGGUACAGGUCAGCGACGGGAACGUUAUAUCUGGAGAAAGGACACCCACCACUUGCGGAGAAGUCCUCGGCUCCGUGUUGGCUAAAGUCAGGAGUGCAGUGGAUGCAACCGGGGAAUGUGGCUUUGAAGCAUACGACAACGGUAGCGCACAGCUACUGUCCAGGCCAAAUCCACCCGCCCGAGUUCGCUUGGAGAAGAGGUUCAACUGCACCCCCAGAGAACAGGACGCGCAAUCAGCUGCUCUUAGCAAUGUUUUGACAAUGCUACAUCAGUCCAAUGAGGCGCAAGAAGCAGCAAUCCAUCCACAACUGCAGAAGUGGGUGAGGUCAGAUCGGGGCUACCCAAUUGAGGUGUCAUACCCAUAUGGAAGCAUGUUCAACCCCAUCGCUGGCACCCGUCAAGGGUUUGGGAAUGUCCUUCAAAAUCUUGAACCCAAUAAGCAUCAAGGGUUGAUCAUUCCAAAGAACUUCACAUUCAGCUACCGGCAAGACAAGAUGACUGACAAAGUGCCAUGCGUCAACCGCCCCAACCCAACAGAGGAGCAACUUUGGGUGAAGGUGGAAGAUGAUGCUCUGGCGAGGCCUGCACCCACUGCUAAACUUGGUAGGACCUGUGGCCCCCGUAUUGUCAAGGCCCCCCCCGGUGUCGUCCCAGACUCAGCGGCAGGAAGAGCAGCUGGAGGAGCAGGCACCAGAAAGAGAGUAGGCCCUCCAGUGGAAAGUAGCCAGCGCAGAGAGAGGCACAACAGCAAGGAGCGGGAACGCAGGAGGAGGAUUCGCAUCUGCUGUGAUGAGCUUAAUGUGCUGGCGCCGUUCUGCAACAAUGAGACUGAUAAAGCCACCACCCUGCAAUGGACCACCGCUUUCCUCAAGUACAUCCGAGAGGUGUAUGGGGACUCCAUUAAACAGGAUUUCCAGAGCACGUUCUGUGGUAAGACUGGUCAGCGGAUCAAGCCUAGCAGUGCCUCAGGCCAGGUCAUGGUCUGCCAGGAGACCGCAGAGCCACCAAGCGACCCACAGGCAUCGGAGCAAUGAAACAACCUCUUUAGCCGGGUGCACACUACAGGAUUUUGGCCACGAUUUAGCUGUCCCAGACAAGUUUUUGAGAUCGGAGACAAAAUCCCCAUGUCGUUGCCUACUCGGGGCGCGCGGCCAUCACCGACGCUCGUUUAAUGUGAGUGGGUCAAAGACGCAAUCUGAGGGCUACCGAUCUCAUCUUUGAGCAGUCCCAGACGUCCCAAUAUUUUCAAACAGGUUUGGUUUUAUCGGCACAAAAUCUGCAAGGACAAUCUCAAAAACUUGUCUGGGACAGCUAAAUCGAAGCCAAAAUCAUGUAGUGUACACCAGGCUUUAGAGUUACUACACCUAUUUAAUAAUUAUUCUAUUUAUUAUAAAAUUAUUUUACCCAAGAGUAGCUCUACUCCCAUCAGGUUUGGCUUUGGAAUUUUAGCUGUCAGAAAAGCAUCAGGUAUUGCCAAAGACACACAUCCAUUUGAUUGUUUUUUGCAGCAAGAAAAAUUAGUUAGGUGUUCUGUUUAUUCCUUUAUCUCAACACCUUGAAAUAUUAUUGUACCUCAAUGUGAUUAUUAACCCCCUUAACAGGGCAUGUACUCAAACAUGUAAUUUUCCAUCUUCAUCAUUUGGCCAUCAUCUUUUCUCAGAUUUCCUCAAUUUUAUUUUGAUAUAAAAUGGCUUGAUAGUUCAACUGAUAUUUCAAAUGAGCUUCACUUCCAAACCUCAUGAAUAACAAUAAUUAAAACGGGGGAAUGUUUGACAUUUUGGACCAUGUAAGUAACAUACCAACAUUUUGACUGAGGGUCUGGGUUAUACAAUGCAAGUUUAACUGCACUACAGGGCUCCUAUAGAUCAGGUUACUGUAGAAGGAAGGAGAUAUGUUUUAUAUACAACUUUACAUAAUUGUGAUUCUGAGGCAACAAACCUUUUUCAACAAAAAAAAGAGUGCUUUACUGAAUGCCGUGCACAGGUGGCACUGUUUCUCUAGCAUAGAAGAGUUGAUGAAAAUGUGAUCCCCUCACUAGAUUACAGUUGAGUUAUUCUUAAUCGUAUGUGCAUCUUUGAAAUGUAAUAUAUUUUUACUAUAUUUGUUUGUGUUUUAUACAGGUUUGUUUAGUACUCCUGGCAGCAGUAAAUACACUAAAUGUAUAUUGUUCAAUGAUGCUUCACUCUGUAUAUACAACUCUGUUCAAAAGUUGUUUUGUAUGUUAUUGUGACUGUUUUUCAUAUUACCCUACUUAUAUUGGAAAUUUGAAAAAUAAAUGUGACAAUUUACUUGUUUUUGGUUAGUGUUUAUCUACUGAUUGUUUUAGUGCAUUAACAUUCAGUUGGUUAACUUGAUAUGUAGAAAAGAGUAAUGUUUUACUGAAAAGUGGCUUUAUUUGUUUUUUCUUACAACAUGGUGCUGUAGCAUCUUACUGUACAUACAACAGUCACCCACAAAUAAUAAAUAGUAUUUAAAGUCAUGUAUAUUUAAUAGUUACAGCACCGGUACAUAGUGGAUGUGGUCAUUACAAAAUAAAAAAAGAUAAAGAACACAUUGUUAAUGAGUUAUUCUACAAUUACAAUUUCUGAUGCAUCCACAACAUUUUUUAUUUUCAAAACAUAUUGGAAGGGGAGAUUUUAAAAUCAAACAUGUAAUCAUGAAAAGUGAAACAAAAGAGAGAAAAAAAGAAACUGACAACAAUAAAACUUUACAAACUGCUUAAAAAAAAAAACGAGUCUAGCAAGAGUUGUAAAAUACUGUGGUUGC